Molecule: messenger RNA, 2555 nt
Organism: Alosa alosa (allis shad)
Lineage: Eukaryota; Metazoa; Chordata; Actinopteri; Clupeiformes; Clupeidae
Product: zinc finger protein 862-like
Exons: 7
Coding region: 270-2480 (736 amino acids)
Source: RefSeq, a predicted model, not a curated record
UCAUGAUGAAAGUAGGACACUAUAUUACGGGGAGAUCAGUUAUUCAAAUCUUAUCUAGUCUGUAGUCUACUAUCCUGAAUGUAGUUGUUAAUGUUACGGGCCGCGGGGAGUGAGAAUCAUAAAAAAAAACUACAUUGCCCACACACCAACUAUUUCAAAACAGCACGAAUUCAUUUCUUUCUUAAAACAUCCUCUGAUAUCAUAUCAACAAGUAAGCCUAGUUAACGUUAACGUUAGUAGGCUAGUCUAGCUUGGAGAACUUUGACAAAAUGCAGAGCAUAAGUGCCUUUUUUAAACCACCCAAUGGACAGGAAAAAAACAAAAACACGAGCGAGGAAGAAAGUGUCAAAAAGAAGGCUAAAACGGAUGAAAAAAUCUACAAAUUCAACCAGGAUUGGCUAAAGGAUUUCGAGUGGCUAGAGUACCAGGCAUCGACGAAGCUAAUGUUCUGCAAGUUUUGCAAACAAGCCCCGCUGUCACUCGCAGGUUCCUCACUUUUUAUCUCCGGUAAUCCGAAUCUGAAGAGGGAUGCUGUGGUGAAACACUCGACAUCCACUCGGCACUCUCGCUGCAGGGAUGUAUUCAUCAACAAAUCACAGCCCAGCAAUCCACGUACGGUUGAAGCCGCUGUUAGCAGGCAGGUAGCAUUAAGUAACCAAGAAGCUAUUCGUCAGCUAAAAAUUAAAUUCAACAUCGCCUAUCUAAUUGCCAAAGAAGAAGUACCAUUUACCAAAUUCGGACCAAUGAUCGCACUUCACCACAAAAACGGAGUUGACAUUAAUCCUACAUAUGAUAACGAUGUGAGGUGUGCGGAAAUGAUUGGGCAAAUAGCUGAAGACAUAAGGGACGCUCUGGCUGACCAGAUGCAAGCGAGCCGUUACCUGUCAGUCCUGAUUGACGGCGACACUGACAUCUCAAACACCGAAUGUGAGAUUGUCUAUGCGCAUUUCCUGGAGGAUGGGAGACCCGUGACCCGCCUCAUUGGUCAACAGAGUAUAGAACAGGCCCAUGCACAAGGUAUUCUGGAUGGAACCAGUGCUGCUUUUGAUGCACUUGGCACAGUUGACUGGAAAACCAAGUGUGUUGCAUUUGGGGCAGAUGGUGCAGCAGUUAACAUGGGUGUCCAUAGGGGAGUAAUUGCCUUACUCAAGAGGGAUGUGGGAAACCAUGUUAUCCCUAUCCACUGCAUGCCACACAGGUUGGAGUUGGCCAUUCUGAAUUUACAGCGCAAGGAUGCAAUGGUCACAAAAGUAUACAACCUUCUCCAUCUUGUGUGGAAGACCUACCACUUCAGCCCUAAAUCCAGGCGUGAGCUGAAUACAAUUGGGGAGGAGCUUGGAGUGGGGAUCUGCACUCCUUCAAGUGUAAAAGGAACAAGGUGGAUUCCCCAUGUCCACAGAGCACUUAAUGUGCUCCUUCGUGCUGGAAGAGGUGGGAAUCUGGCAACUGAUAGUGGUCAGUAUGCCGCCAUUCACCACCACAUGGAACACCUUGCCUCAUCUGCAGCCAAUGCAGACAUACAAGGUCGUGCUAAAAAGAUUAGGAAGGAAAUGCAUGAAGUUAACUUCUGUGCAUUUAGCCAUUUCCUGGCUGAUGUUUUUCAUGAGCUGGCCUCACUCAGCUGCAUCCUUCAGAGGAAUGAUCUCAUUCUACCUCAAGCAGUUUCAGAAAUUAGGAAGACAGUCAUGGUACUGCAGGCUAUGCAGGGAACCCCUAAGAGAGGUGGCAUGCUAUGCCAGUUUUUGGCUUCUCUUCCAGGACAGCAAAUGGAAGAAGUCACAUUUCAGGGUGUGCCACUCUCUGGUGAUGUGACGGGUAACUUAGGCAAUCAGAAACUAAAAAAAAACAUGACUGCUGUGAUUGCCAUCACUGUGGAAGCCCUGAAUACUCGCUUUGGUAGUCUGAUCAAUGCGGAAACCCAAGACUACUCUGUGGUAAAUUGUUUCACAAUUUUCAACCAUGACACAUGGCCUGAAAAUAGUGAUGAGCUCCUCAACUAUGGAUCUGACAAGGUGGAGGCCCUCGUGGAACACUUUAGUGAUGUGCUUACUAGCUUUGGAUGCCAACUUGAAGCUAUACAAGAGGAAUGGCAGAGUGUUAAGGCACUCAUAAGCCACACAUUUCAGGACAAGUCCUACAGGAGCUUAUGGCAAAUGCUUUUGACUAAAGAGCCAUAUAAAACAGACUACAAGAACCUCCUGCACCUAGUUGAGAUCCUAUUGAUUCUGCCCAUUUCUGCUGCGCAGUGUGAGUGCGGUUUCUCAGCACAAAAGCGCAUCAAGAGCUCUUUAAGAAGUAGUUUGCAUGUAUCUACUACUGUGGACCUGAUUCGGAUCAGCACAGAGGGACCAUCCCUGGAACGUUUUGAUCCUACAAAAUGUGCUGAAAAUUGGCUGUCUGCUGGAAAGAGGUCAAGGCGACCAAGCUACAAAGCUUGGCCAAGUGACUCAGACAUGAUCUUCAUUUCAGAUGAAAUGUGAAACAUGCAUAGGGCCUACAUACAAUAAUAAAUAUACAAUGAAAUCUACAUGACGUUUUGUUUGACAGUUUUGGUC